Cannabis sativa is the source of this 990-nucleotide messenger RNA. RefSeq names its product protein neprosin-like. Bases 1 to 990 code for a protein of 329 amino acids. The record is from RefSeq and is a predicted model, not a curated record. Lineage: Eukaryota; Viridiplantae; Streptophyta; Magnoliopsida; Rosales; Cannabaceae. The transcript has 6 exons.
AUGGAUAUGAGGGGGGUUUUGAUAGUUGCUAUUGUAUUGUGUACACUUUCAUUAUAUCCUUAUGAAGUUAAAGCACAAUCAAUGGAAUUAUCAAGAGAAGAAGAGUUGGAAAUAGAAAACCAACUUGAGAGAUUGAAUAAAUCAUCAAUCAAAAUUAUAAAAACACAGAGUGGAGAUAUUUAUGAUUGUGUUAAUUUUUAUGAACAACCAGCGUUUGACCAUCCUUUACUAAAGAAUCACAAAUACGAUUUUCAGAUGAGACCUUCUUCUCGUCCUAAGGGGGCGAUGAAUGAAAACAAGCCUACAAAUAAAGAGAGGCAUCAAUCGAUUGUUCAUACAAAGCCUGAUCCUAAAAAGAAGUACAAUGGAAGUGGAACAACUGCAAGUUUUUUCACACUCGAUAAUGUCAGUGGCUCACAAUAUAGUAAAGGUCAAAUGAAAAUACAAAAUGGAAAUGAUUUUAUUCAAGUUGGUUGGACAGCAGGUGAAGUAUCUUGUUUUAAUACGUUGUGUCCGGGAUUCGUGAUAGUUAGUACUGAAAUUCCUUUGGAUCAAGUUCUACCGGAAUCCCAUCCUGGUGGAAAUUCUUCACAAGUAGUGAAUUUCUUUGUUUAUAAGGAUCAAGUUACCGGAAAUUGGUGGCUUGAGCUCGGAAAUAAGUAUAAUGAAAUUGGAUAUUGGCCAUCAAAAAUAUUUAGUGAUGGUGGCUUAAAAGAUUUGGCUACAUAUGUCGAAUGGGGAGGAGAGACUUACAGUCCACCCGGUCUACUUGGUCCUCCGAUGGGUUCUGGUUGGCUUUUGAAAGGGAAUACUGCAGAUGAUGCAUAUUGUAAAUUCUUAACAACUAUCAAUGAGGCACAUAAGACAGAAGAAGAUGCUACAAACACAUUAAAAUAUUCGGUGGAUGUUGACUUUUAUGAAGUUGAAGAUUGGGGAUUUAGAAGUGAACUUCGACAUAUUAUGACAUAUGGAGGACCUGGCCCUAAAUGA